AAUAGUUCAAAAAAAAAAGAAGAUGAGAACUGUGAGUACCUUUAUUACUACUCCGUCAACAAUGGCAGCAAUAGAACCAACGGUAAAAACUACAUUUUCGCCGGCGGAGAGUUUUCAGAGAUCGCCGUGGCAUUCUCCGGCGGCGUACCUAUUCAUCGGUGUUGCAGCGAUGCUAGGGUUAAUAGCUUUUGCACUUGUAAUUUUAGCUUGUUCUUAUUUGAAACGCUCCGGCGAGACUAGAGACGGCGGCGAUGAUCUGGAAUCCGGCGCCGGUGAGAAAUCUGCCGGAGAUUUAUGUAAGGUUGUGCCGAUUUAUGAAGAGAAAAUUGUAGUAAUAAUGGCUGGAGAUUUGAAUCCAACUUUUUUAGCUACGCCAAUUUCGAGCAAAAGCUCUUCGUUUGGAGAUGAAAAUGGAAGUAAAAUCGAGAAGAAAUUGGAGAUGGAAAAUGGAGAAUUAGCUGAUGAGAAGCUGAAAGAUCAAGUAAAUAUGGACCAAAAUCAUGAACAAAGCCACUAAGCUCAAAAGGCGUUAAUAUUCACAUCAAAGCUCGAUUAAUUGAGAUUUGUACUUACACAAAUCCAUUAGGAAAAUACUCCCUAGUUAACGAAGAAACAACCUAUCCAUUGUACCAAAUUGGUUGACGGUUUUUUUUCUUUUUUUAAUAUUUAAAAAUCCUACUUUUAGUUAGGAUUUUCAAUUUUGACAUUUCGGAGACUGUAAUUUUUGU
Messenger RNA from Solanum tuberosum (potato), 728 nucleotides. Its product is annotated as protein GLUTAMINE DUMPER 5-like. The record is from RefSeq and is a predicted model, not a curated record. Gene Ontology annotation, biological process: regulation of amino acid export. The coding region runs from base 23 to 517 and encodes 164 amino acids. Lineage: Eukaryota; Viridiplantae; Streptophyta; Magnoliopsida; Solanales; Solanaceae. The transcript has a single exon.